AUGAAAAGCUAUGACUCAACAGUGGCGUUUUUACAAAACCGUCGUUCCUGUCGGAUGACAUCUUCAUCAUCUUUUUCUUCGUCUUCUUCUCAGUCGACAGUUUAUAUUAAAUGUACAACAAUAUUCCUUUCGUUAUUAUCGAUUAUCUCUCUACUAACAUCCGUAGCUGCUGCUCAACAACAACGAAAUCCACCGAUCUCAUCCACUGUUGUGUUGGCAAACGGCUCGUCAGUACAAUGGGGUAGUAUGUCACGACGACGAAUGCUGCCGAGCACUACACUAUCAACAUCAGCGACACUAUCGACUCUCGUAGACAAUGAUCGUCUGCUGAAUACAACGAAAGUUGACAAAGUUUUAAUAGAAAAACCGCGUAGUGUCGCCUACUUAGUGUUGAUUAUUAUUGUGUGUUCGUUGAUGAGCAUCAUAACCAUCAUUGGUAAUCUCGUUGUCAUUCUAUCGGUGUGUCUCGUGAAGAAAUUACGAACUCCUUCGAAUAUACUUAUUGUAAGUUUGGCUGUCAGUGACGUUUUCGUUGGUUUAUUUAUAAUGCCAUUAGCGAUGAUGCUGGAAAUUUCCAAUGACAACUGGCUUUUAGGUUCAAUUAUGUGUGACUUAUGGACAUCCACUGAUGUUCUUCUUUGUACAUCAUCAAUCUUAAAUUUUCUUAUUAUUUCAAUUGAUCGUUAUUUUAUUAUUAACCAUCCAUUUAAGUAUGCUCCGAUGCGCCAGGUCAAGUUACUUUCAUUGAUGAUCGCUGGCGUAUGGGUGCUCAGUGCUCUGGUUUCCUUACCGCCUAUCUUAGGCUGGGGCCGUCCCUCAGAGAAUCUUCCGAAAUGCCAAGUUAAUACCAAAUUAGAAUACCAAAUAUUUGCAACAAUGCUUUCGUUUUACAUUCCUCUUAUUUUUGUACUCAUAAUAUAUGCAAAUAUCUACCGAACGGCGCAAACAGCCAUGGAUAAUCGUUCAAGCAUUCAAAUGUCCCAGUUUCUCACACAUAAUAAUUCCACAACAAAUGUCGCCCAAACGAAUGUGACCACACCACUUGCUCAACAACAACAAAACGGAAACAGUUGUUCAUCGCCACAGCUAUUAUUAAACGUAUCAAAUAAUAAUGGGAACGGCAAUGAUGACGGCUCGUCUGCGUCUGUUCCGGAUCAACGAUUAGGCGGACAACGUUCGACAAAGAAUGAUGAUGGAAGGAAAUCCACAAGUUGCUUUUCCACAUCUCGAUGCUUAGGUAGACGGCUGAGUACACCUUUCAACGGCCGUCUGUCAAUCUUUGUGACACGACGUUAUUCAUUCUUUCGUCAUGUUCAUCUGCCAAAUCAAAAAGCCAUUCGUACACUAGGCGUCAUUCUCGGAACAUUCAUAGUUUGUUGGCUUCCAUUUAUGUCAUAUGCAAUAAUUAAACCAUUACAUGAAUAUAUCACAGGUCUGACAGGUACACCGAAACAAUUGAAUGCACCUAAAUGGGUUGAUCCUGUUCUACUUUGGUUUGGUUAUACGUCAUCUAUGUUAAAUCCAUUGAUUUAUUCGAAAUUCAACCGAGAAUUCCGGACACCCUUUCGAGAAAUUUUCUACUGUCGUUGUCGUGGCUUGAAUGAAAAAAUUCGUCGACAAGAGUAUCUCGAAAAUUUAUAUGGUGAUGGUCAACUACAAGCACCUCCUGUGCAUCAUGUCCACCAUCAGGCAAGAACCAAUACGCGAGGUAGUGCCGGACUCGACGCAACCAUAUAA
Messenger RNA from Adineta ricciae, 1737 nucleotides. The record is from the annotation of a GenBank genome assembly. Lineage: Eukaryota; Metazoa; Rotifera; Eurotatoria; Adinetida; Adinetidae.